AUGUCUCAUACCAAUAAGUCAAAACCUGCUAAUUUUGAUGUUAGUUUUGCUGAAACUACUCAACGAAACCGUUUAAAUCAUAAUGUCUCUCCUGAUUCUUCCCCACCUGAUUCCUCCCAACCUCUUGUUCAAGGUCGACGACCUAGCCAACCUCAUGUUCAAGGUCGACGACCUAGUCAACCCUUUGUUCAAGGGCGACGACCCAGUCAACCCCUUGUCCAAGAACGACGACCCAGUCAACCUUUUGUUCAGGAACGACGACCUAGUCAACCUUUUGUUCAAGGGAGACGACCUAGUCAACCUUUUAUUCAAGGGAGACGACCUAGUCAACCCCUUGUUCAAGGGCGACGACCUAGUCAACCUCUUAUUCAAGGGCGACGACCUAGUCAACCUCUUGUUCGUCCAGAAAGACGACGACCUAGUCGUGCUAUGAUCCAUGACGAAGAUCCUGCAUUUUUACGUACAAGAAUAAGAAAUGAAAAUGUCUCAUGUUUUAAAGAAAUAUUCGAGUAUUUUAAAUAUGGUGAAAGAAUACAUUAUUGGAUAUUAUUUUCUAAUAUUUUAACUUUUUGGGCACCAUCUUUUUUAUUAAGUAAAUUGGGUGGGAUGAAAAAACCGGUUGUUCGUCAGGCUUGGAGAGAAAAGGCAUGGUUAAUCUUUUAUGCCAACCUUGUUUUAUAUGUUUCCACCGUAAUUCCUUUUUCGCAACAACUUCCGCCAGACUAUACAUUAGUGAAGACUUUUAUAGAUAACCCUAUAAUUUAUGGCAACAUUUAUGAUUUCAAAAAAUUGAGUAAUUUUUUUAAUACUUUACAAAUGAAUCUUACAAAUGACUAUAAAAACGCCGACCUCAGCGCAAUUUUUGACAAUACUAAUGGAAGAUGUGAACAGUUCGAUAUACCACGUAAUGUUACGUUUAGUUGUAAGGUCAAAAACCCUUUUGGUGAAGAUUCACUUCAAAUGCCAGCAGGAACGUGCAUUCCUAUAAAAAAUUUGAACGUGAAACCUAUCGCUUCUUUGGCUUUUGAGUGGAAUGAUUUAAAACCAAAUAAGCUUAACGAUUGGGAACCGGAAUUACUUGUAUAUGGCAGUACAGUUAUAAACGUGUCUUCAUAUGUCGACAACAUAACAAACUACAACGAUGAAACUGUUCCAGAUUCUACUCUAUCUUUUGUAAAUAAUAUACUUUACGAGAUCUUAUAUACCAAUAACACUAAUGGUAGCCCUCGUAGUAAGGACAUUUCCUGGCUUGCUUCAUAUAACCACAAUUUUAAAAAUGCCAUUCCGUGUAUCUUAUCACGAUAUCAAGCUGGUUUUGUCUUAACUCAAACUGCUGGAUGUUAUAUAAACACUACCAUAACAAUAUUUACUACUGGUACUAUCUUAAUUCUCACAAUGGUGCGAAUUAUCGUAGCAGUUCUCUUCACUUUCACUUUUUCCAAGAAGCUGGUUGAAGUAUCCGACUCUGGAGAAAUGAUCGAUGAUCCUCUUUACACUGUAAUGUUGGUGACUGCUUAUUCUGAAGAUAAAAAUUCUUUACAAACAACGUUAGAUAGCUUAGUGAAAACUGAUUAUAGUGAUGACCACAAGUUAUUUUUUAUUGUUGUGGAUGGAAUGAUCAAAGGUAAGGGGAAUAAGCGUUACACUUCAGAUAUUUGCAUCAACUUUCUCGAGUUAGAUCCGGAAAUGCGCAAUGCUACACCUUGUUCUUAUGUUGCGAUUGCUGAUGCUCCUGCAAUUAUUGUUGUUAAAAUCGGUAGCGAAAAAGAAAUUAAUAGCCCGAAACCUGGCAACCGUGGUAAACGUGACUCUCAGAUGAUUGUUAUGAGUUUCUUUGAGCAUGUAUAUUUCAAUGAAAGAUUUACCGAGUUAGAUUAUGAAUUAUUCUGGAAAAUAUACUACUUAUUGGGUAUUACAGCUGACCAUUUCGAGCUUAUAUUAAUGGUUGACGCUGAUACAAAAGUCGCACCCUCAUCAUUGGCUUAUCUCGUUUCUGCAAUGAAUAAAGAUCCAACUAUUAUGGGUUGCUGUGGAGAAACACGUAUCGCUAAUAAAACGGAGACUUGGGUAACAGCCAUACAAGUUUAUGAAUAUUAUAUUUCUCAUCAUUUGGGAAAAGCUUUCGAAUCAGCUUUUGGUAGUGUAACUUGCUUGCCAGGUUGUUUUUGCAUGUAUCGACUUAAAGCACCAAAGGAUGAUGCAUGGGUUCCAAUUUUGUCCAAUCCUGAUAUUGUCGCAGAAUAUCAAAAGAAUAUUGUAACCACAUUGCAUGAAAAAAAUCUUCUACUUUUAGGAGAAGAUCGAUAUUUAUCAACUCUUAUGCUUCGCACUUUUCCAUAUCGUAAAAUGUUAUUUGUCCCGCAGGCUAUUUGUCAUACUAUUGCACCUAAAACCUUUUCUGUACUACUUUCUCAACGGCGUCGAUGGAUCAAUUCCACCGUUCAUAAUCUUUUUGAACUCGUACUUGUCCGUGACCUUUGUGGAAUUGCAUGCCUCUCGAUGCAAUUUGUGAUUAUGUUGGAUAUUAUUGGAACAUUGAUCUUGCCAUCUGCUCUAUGCUUUACAAUUUAUUUGAUAUUUAACACACUGCUUGGUAACGAAAUACAAUAUCUUCCGCUCAUCCUUUUGGCCAUGAUUUUGGGCUUACCUGGAAUAUUAAUUGUUGUAACAACCCUUUACUUAUUGGCACUUCCUGUUUGGAAUUUUAUCCUUCCUUUAUAUGCAUAUUGGAAUUUUGACGAUUUUUCCUGGGGAGAAACGCGUCAAGUACUUGGUGAUACUGGAAAAGACGAGCAUGGAGACGUCACAGGAAAAUUUGAUUCAAGCAAAUUAAAAAUAAAGACGUGGGAGGAAUGGGAGAAUGAACGUCAUUGUAUUGCCAGAUCAAUAAAAAAGCACGAAUCAUUCAAACGUUCGGCAAAAUAUUUAUCUCGCAAUUCGCAAAUACGAAGAAAACCUACAGAAAUACAAAUUGAUUCUGAUAAAUUUUUAAUGUCAGAGUAA
Molecule: messenger RNA, 3003 nt
Organism: Cetraspora pellucida
Lineage: Eukaryota; Fungi; Glomeromycota; Glomeromycetes; Diversisporales; Gigasporaceae
Source: the annotation of a GenBank genome assembly